AGUGAAAUGCAUUUUUGUCUAUUUGCAAGUCGCUAGCGGCCUCAAAUGCUCAUAAAAUAGUAAAAGCGUAGAUGUAGAUGUGGUGGGAAUUCUUGGAUCAUGCAACCGUGAGGGCUUCAGCGCAGUCUUCAUCCGAAGUCGGAGCCACCGUUGAAGCUACAGAAGGAGUCAUAGUCGGAGACGUCGAGGUACUCGAAGCUGUCGUCUUGCACGCGGCCAAGUGCGAGCUCUGCGGUGUGCUGAAAGUCAUGCAGAAGCGGCACUGGAUAUUUCCACUAAAGCAACCAAUGCCGCCGGCGGAGGGACAAUCCAGGGCUUCUUCUCCUGAAAUGCCGACGCUCUUGUCGCCGGAGGACACCUGGUCGGCGCACGACGCGGCCGUCGCGACUUGAACCCCGGUCCAGACCCAAAGCAGCACUAACCCGGUGAUCUGGAGCACGCGCAUCUUGAUCCCGGAGCUCUGGCUGGAAGCCGGGCAAAUAAACAAUGCUUGGGCUCUUAAGUACACACGUACCAUGCAUGACCCGCGGAGAGCCUAAAGAUAUCGGAUACCCGUCAUCAGACCACCAAGACGAGGCGUGGCUCCUAAAGAUAUCGGCGAGCACAUUCGGGCACCUUCAACUUCAAUUGUCAAUUCUCCUUUUCAGCGCUGAGCUUGUUACGUUCAUCAUGGCAAACAUGGCAAUCACAUCCAUUUCGUCUGUCCUAGUAGUUCAGAGAACGCUGCGCCAUGACGGCUACGAUGAAACUGGCAUUGGGCGUGCGUUUCCCUACAACUGGUUGAUCAGCUUUGUGGUCCGCCCUCACGUACACAACGGCCAUCACUGGUACUAUUCGGAUGCCAUGUUAUUAUUGCCAAUGUAUACUUCUGGAUGUCUGCGCGGCGACGAAACGUCUGUCAACGUCAAAGGGGCCAGUAAAGCAUGCGUGCAGCACUCAAAGCAGCCAGCUUGAAUGCUUCUGAGACGACCGUCUAAACAUCUUUGAUCGCUGGCCGGCACCGGAAGAGACGCUAUCAGAUCUCGAUCGUCUCCUCCGUCCGCAGUGCUUGGUGUCGUCAAACAGGACCAUGAACAACCUAGAGAACUCCUUCAUCGCCGGUGCCGGCGCCUACGUCAAAGGCAAGUAUGCUAUCACAUCUACAGGGGUCGUCCGAAAAGGAACAGGUCGCGCCUUCAGCGUCGUCCCGGAAGAACUGGAAUGGGGCGGACAGGUAAUCGGUCGCGGCGCCAGCGGAUGCGUACUGAUCUCGCGCCACCGACCGACCAACACGCCGUUGGCGCUUAAAAUGAUCAACAUGUACGACAAGACCAAACGCGAACAGAUUAUCCGGGAGAUCAACGCGCUGUUCGACGCGAAAUGUCCGUGUCUCGUGACUUUCUUCGGCGCGUUCCUACGUGACGGUGCCGUGGUGCUCGCUCUGGAAUAUAUGGACGGCGGUUCAUUGGAAAAUGUAAUUCACCAGCUCGGUACCAUCCCAGAGCAUGUCCUGGCCAGUGUGGCCUACCAGAUCCUCCACGCACUGUCAUAUCUCAAGACUAACAAGCGUGUCCACCGCGAUAUCAAGCCGCCUAACAUCUUGCUCAACAGUCAGGGUCAAGUCAAACUUUCGGACUUCGGUAUCGCCUCCGAGCUCGGCAACUCCAUCGCCAUGUGCGGCACAUUCGUAGGCACCUUCCGAUACAUGUCGCCUGAGCGUAUUCAGCACACGCAGUACAGCUACAGCUCGGACAUCUGGAGUCUCGGUCUCGUGCUCAUGGAGGCCGCUACGGGCGUCUACCCGUACCCGAAGCACAAGUCGUGUAUCGAUAUGCUACAGAGCGUACUGGAAGCACCGCCGCCAGCACUCUCACCGCAGUACUUUUCACAGGACUUCUGCGACUUCCUACACCACUGUCUUCAAAAGAACCCACUCGACCGCGCUUCAGCUGAUACCCUGCUUGAGUCACCUUGGUUACAGCGCUGCGGUGCCGUCAGUAAGUCCAAGGAUUUUCUGUCCACAUAUCUGUUGAUACUAACUGUUCUUCUUCAGAUCUUGAGAGUGCGAUCGCUAAUGUGCGGCAUUGGAUCGACUCGCUACAAUAAUGUGCUCCAUGAACGACUUACCCUUUAGAGAACCAGAACACACACGCUUUGUCGAUAAAAGACUCGCUUGUAUUGUUACAUAAUAGGAUAAAUAAUCUUGUCUCGACGGAGAAGCCUCCGUCGAACUGUUCACGACCAUGACACC
Molecule: messenger RNA, 2230 nt
Organism: Phytophthora nicotianae INRA-310
Lineage: Eukaryota; Oomycota; Peronosporomycetes; Peronosporales; Peronosporaceae
Product: STE/STE7/MEK1 protein kinase
Exons: 2
Coding region: 1070-2113 (347 amino acids)
Biological process (GO): MAPK cascade; protein phosphorylation
Molecular function (GO): ATP binding; MAP kinase kinase activity
Source: RefSeq, a predicted model, not a curated record